AUGGCAAAGUCAAAUUCGUGGCCGUGGAAGGCAUAUCUGCCAUUCAGAUUAGUUUGGCAACUAUAUUAUCUCAGUGCACUUCUAGCGCGUCUCCCAUUAUGGAUAUUCAAGUUUGGACUGUUCCGGUCACUGAGACCUCACCCCGAGUGGACUUUUGAACAAGCGCUCAAAGCUCAAUUGAUCCGCACCGUAGUUGAUGCUCAGAGCAAGAUUGGUAUCAGCGAUCCCAUUUCCCUCCGACCUGGUGCCGAAAAGGAGAGGUUCAAGACUAUAACACCAUUCUCCAAGAACUUGUACAAAGGACCGCUCGAGUCCAAUGUUACACCCACGACAAUAGGAGGAACUUGGUACCCCUCAUUCAAGACCGCGCGAGAUAUAGGACCUCAGGGCACUGUCGUUUUGCAUAUCCAUGGCGGUGCAUUCGUCACGGGCGAUGGUCGAACAGCAAGUUUGGGCUUUCUGUCCAAUACUCUGGUCAAAUACGCGAGGGUCGAUGCGGUCUUUGCUCCACAAUACCGACUGUCGGGCUAUGGCGACACAAAUCCAUUUCCUGCCGGUCUUCAGGAUGUCUUGACCAGCUAUCUCUAUCUGGUGCGCACCCUCGAGAUCCAGCCCCGAAACAUCGUCAUCUCGGGCGACAGCGCAGGAGGGAAUCUUGCCAUUGCCUUUCUGCGCUACCUGGCCGAGUACGGCAACGAUCUGGGAAUACCCAACCCACAGAGCGCCGUGCUCAUCUCGCCGUGGGUGUCGCCUCAGAACUCUUUGGGUUCCGACAUUACGUACAUGAGCAAUCCUAACUAUCCUACGGAUAUCCUGCCGCCCGAGUUCACACGCUGGGGUGCAGCCACGUACGCGGCCAAGACACCCGUCACGGAUCCGUACAUAACUGCCCUUGGCAAUCCGUUUGCGACGCGUGUUCCAAUGUUCGUCACGCAAGGCGCCAUUGAGAUACUCGAGAUUGACGGAACUCAAUGGGUCAAGGAGAUGAGUCGGGUGGAGGGUAACAAGAUUGAGUCGGUUUACGAGCCGCUGGCGAUUCACGAUACCUUGCUCAUUGGCGACCGCAGUGGUUGGGUCGAGAGUGCCAGAACGGUGGCGGGUCGCAUUGGCGAUUUUAUCGAGGCGGCGGGGCGUCCGGAGGAUACUAGUCGGAGCGACAUUCCUCUCAAGUUGUGA
Messenger RNA from Pestalotiopsis fici W106-1, 1176 nucleotides. RefSeq lists its product as uncharacterized. The record is from RefSeq and is a predicted model, not a curated record. The transcript has a single exon. Lineage: Eukaryota; Fungi; Ascomycota; Sordariomycetes; Amphisphaeriales; Sporocadaceae. Gene Ontology annotation, molecular function: hydrolase activity. The coding region runs from base 1 to 1176 and encodes 391 amino acids.